This is a messenger RNA of Sabethes cyaneus, 489 nucleotides long. RefSeq names its product NPC intracellular cholesterol transporter 2 homolog a-like. The transcript has 2 exons. Gene Ontology annotation, biological process: intracellular cholesterol transport. The record is from RefSeq and is a predicted model, not a curated record. NCBI's taxonomy places the organism in Eukaryota, Metazoa, Arthropoda, Insecta, Diptera, Culicidae. The coding region runs from base 1 to 489 and encodes 162 amino acids.
AUGUUCAAAUUUUUCCUGCUGGCAGCUUUGGUACCGGUAGUUCUGCUGCAGAACGCCGACAAUAUCGACUACCAGGAUUGGGACGUUGUUGCCGUUCGACCGUGUGCCGGUGCUCGGCCACUGCCACCGGUUGUCCGUCUACAGAACUGUCCGGAGGUUCCUUGCUUGCUACCCCGAGGCUCGGAUGCCAAGAUGGCAUUGGAUUUCACAGCCCUACAGGAUGCCACGACCCUACGCAGCCAGGUGACGGCAACCGCUCUCGGUAUUACCGCCCCGUACGAGCUGCCUCCGGAUCGUGCUGCAGCCUGCAAUUGGCUCGUGCAAUCCCGCUGCCCAAUUAGCGCCGGAGAGGAUCUGGUUCACCAUCUCAGCAUGCCCAUCACGGCCAUCUAUCCGCUGGUCAGUGUUGCCAUCGAGAUGGACCUGAUCGAUGAGACCGGCCAGUCGCAUGCUUGCUUCGUCGUGGAUGCCCGCGUUGUUGCCGCUUAA